This is a messenger RNA of Ilex paraguariensis (yerba mate), 522 nucleotides long. The record is from the annotation of a GenBank genome assembly. Lineage: Eukaryota; Viridiplantae; Streptophyta; Magnoliopsida; Aquifoliales; Aquifoliaceae.
AUGGCUGGUUUUUCAAGAGCACUCGUUCUGUUAUGCUUCUUCUUCAGCUUCUCAGAAGCUAGAGACCAUUUGGUUGGUGGCAAAGCAGAUGCAUGGAAGAUCCCUUCGUCUGAAUCCGAUUCUCUCAAUCAAUGGGCCGAAAAAUCUCGUUUCCUUAUUGGCGAUUCUCUUGUCUGGAAGCAUGACGGUAACAAAGAUUCAGUAUUACAAGUAACUAAGAAAGACUAUGUGACUUGCAACAAUUCUAGCCCCAUUGAAGCAUACAAUGGGAACACCAAGGUGAAGCUCGAACGGCCUGGACCCUUCUACUUCAUAAGUGGAGUGGAAGGACACUGCGAGAAUGGCCAAAAAUUGAUUGUGGUGGUCAUGUCUGAGAAACACAGGAGGUUCAUGACAAUUUCUCCAGCUCCUUCUCCGGUGGAAUUCGAGGGUACGGCCAUUGCUCCGGCAAGUGGAGCUGCUAGCUUAAAGGGCAGUUUGAUGGUGGCAUCGGGAGUUCUUAUAGGAGUUGUUUGGAUGUGA